Carassius auratus (goldfish) is the source of this 5968-nucleotide messenger RNA. Its product is annotated as roundabout homolog 2-like. The transcript has 29 exons. Gene Ontology annotation, molecular function: protein binding. Bases 677 to 5257 code for a protein of 1526 amino acids. The record is from RefSeq and is a predicted model, not a curated record. Lineage: Eukaryota; Metazoa; Chordata; Actinopteri; Cypriniformes; Cyprinidae.
CGAGCGUCAGUCUUGGCUCGGCCCGGGAGCUGUGCGCACAGGGGUGUCAGUUAUGGAGCUGUAGGAGCGCCGCCGAGCUUUCGCCCAAUCCAAGACUGAUCACAGUCACUCUGGUGUAGACUCACAGAGAGCGAUCGAACUGGGCCAGCGCCACCCGACCGAUUUACGCUGGAUUUAACAACGCGCCACGGAACUUUGGAGCUUCUUUCUGAACGCGCACUUAAGAGUGUUAUGAAACGGGAAAACAUAUUUACACUUUGAAAACCGGAGAGGAUCGUUGAAGCGAUCUGUAAGGUUCUUCCGAAGCUCUUGAAAGAUCCGGAGCGCGCAACAUUUCCACGCGCGUUUGGACAGAUCUGCGUCUGUCUUUACGCGUGUUCGCUGCUGUUUCUGAUUCGCCUCUGCUGUGUUGUAGUCCCGUUAGGACGGAAAUCAAAAGCUGGUAUAAGGCACGGUGUAACCCACGGGCUGACAGACACUAGUUCAAUCCUCACUGGUGCGCGUGGAUCUCAUUCCUCAUCCAGAAAGACACCAUGAACCCAGCGUAUACUCAGCUGACAUUUCAGCUGGAUCUGAGCGGCUGUUGAGAGUUCCUGCAGACUCCAACUACUAAAAGAGGAGAAACUCGUCCAGUGUUUGAGAACUGUGGUGUGGAGUGGAUGUGGACUAUGACAGAAUGAGUCCUCUAACACAUCUUUUGCUCUGUGGAUUAGUAUACUUUAACCAAGUAGAUGGAUCCCGUCUACGGCAGGAAGAUUCUCCACCUCGGAUCGUAGAACACCCCUCCGAUCUAAUUGUAUCUAAGGGUGAGCCAGCCACCCUAAACUGCAAGGCAGAAGGGCGUCCCACCCCUACUGUGGAGUGGUACAAAGAUGGAGAACGGGUUGAGACCGAUAAAGAUGACCCUCGAUCUCACCGCAUGCUCCUGCCCAGUGGCUCACUCUUCUUCCUGCGUAUCGUACAUGGCCGUCGAAGCAAACCUGAUGAGGGGGCAUACGUUUGUGUAGCACGAAACUACUUGGGGGAAGCAGUCAGUCGAAACGCCUCACUGGAAGUAGCAUUGUUACGUGAUGAUUUCAGACAGAACCCUACAGAUGUGGUGGUGGCUGCUGGAGAGCCGGCCAUCUUGGAGUGCGUUCCUCCUCGUGGACACCCGGAGCCUACCAUCUACUGGAAGAAAGACAAAGUACGAAUCGAUGAGAAGGAUGACAGGAUCAAGAUCCGUGGAGGGAAGCUGAUGAUCUCCAACACGAGGAAGAGCGAUGCUGGCAUGUACAUCUGUGUGGGCACCAAUAUGGUCGGUGAGAGAGACAGUGAGACAGCCCAGGUCACUGUGUUUGAGAGACCUACUUUCCUACGCCGGCCCAUUAACCAGGUGGUUCUGGAGGAGGAGGCGGUGGAGUUUCGCUGUCAGGUGCAGGGAGACCCGCAACCUACUGUUCGCUGGAAAAAAGAUGAAAUUGACAUCCCCCGUGGGAGGUAUGAUAUUAAAUAUGAUAAAGAUGACUAUGUGCUGAGGAUAAAGAAGGCAGCAGCGAGCGAUGAAGGAACCUUCACCUGUGUAGCUGAGAACAGAGUUGGCAAAACGGAGGCGUCUGCCACCCUCACGGUCAGAGCUCGCCCUGUUGCCGCACCGCAGUUCGUGAUCAGGCCGCGGGAUCAGAUUGUGGCGCAGGGACGGACCGCCAGUUUCCCCUGUGAGACCAAAGGUAACCCACAGCCAGCGGUCUUCUGGCAGAAAGAAGGAAGUCAGAACCUCCUGUUUCCAAAUCAACCGCAGCAGCCCAACAGUCGGUUCUCAGUGUCGCCCAGUGGAGAUCUGACCAUCACAGCGGUCCAGCGGGCAGACGCGGGAUACUACAUCUGCCAGGCCCUGACGGUGGCAGGCAGCAUCCUGGCCAAAGCACAGCUUGAGGUCACAGACGUGUUGAGCGAUCGUCCUCCCCCCAUCAUCCGGCAGGGUCCAGCUAACCAGACUCUGGGUGUAGAUAGUGUGGCUCUUCUGAGGUGCCAUGGGUCUGGAGAACCGGUCCCAACCAUCAGCUGGCUGAAGGAUGGGGUCAGUCUGCUGGGCAAAGACCCUCGCAUGUCCCUGCAGGACCUCGGCAGCCUGCAGAUCAAGGGUUUGCGGCUCUCUGAUUCUGGUAUCUAUACUUGUGUGGCAGCAAGUUCUAGUGGGGAAACAUCUUGGAGUGCUUUCUUGGAAGUCAAAGAGUCUGGAAGUCUUGUUAUAGUUAAAGACCGGGAUGAAAACGAGCUCCCAGGUCCUCCUUCCAAACCUCAGGUCACCGACGUCACCAAAAACAGUGUGUCAUUGUCCUGGCAGCCUGGCCUUCCUGGAGCGUCACCCAUCUCGUCAUAUGUUAUUGAGGCUUUCAGCCAAUCGGUGAGCAACAGCUGGCAGACUGUGGCCGAUCAUGUCAAGACCACGCAGUACACUAUCAAGGGUCUUCGCCCCAACACCAUCUACUUGUUCAUGGUGCGAGCAGUCAACAUCCAAGGCCUGAGUGACCCGAGCCCCAUGUCCGAACCCGUCCGCACUCAAGAUGUAAGUCCUCCAGCUCAGGGAGUGGAUCACAGACACGUGCAGAAGGAGUUGGGUGAAGUUAUUGUGCGGCUACACAAUCCUGUGGUCCUCAGCCCCACCACCAUACAGGUCACAUGGACGGUUGACCGCCAGUCUCAGUUCAUCCAGGGCUACAGGGUUUUGUACAGGCAGAUGUCAGGGCUGUCCUCCCCUGGAGCCUGGCAGAGCCAGGAUGUGAAGGUCCCCUCUGAGAGGAGCAUGGUGCUCUCGGCUCUGAAGAAAGGCAUCGUCUACGAGAUCAAAGUCCGUCCAUACUUCAACGAGUUCCAGGGCAUGGACAGCGAGUCCCGAACGGCAAGAACAACAGAGGAAGCACCCAGUGCUCCUCCUCAGCAAGUGACGGUCCUCACAGUGGGUAGUCAAAACAGCACAUCCAUCAGUAUCUCAUGGGACCCUCCUCCUGCAGAACAUCAGAACGGCAUCAUCCAGGAAUAUAAGAUCUGGUGUUUAGGGAACGAGACCCGUUUCCAUGUAAAUAAGACAGUGGACGCAGCCAUCCGCUCAGUGGUGGUGGGGGGUCUCCAGGCGGGGGUCCAGUACCGGGUGGAGGUGGCCGCCAGCACCAGCGCAGGGGUGGGGGUGAAGAGUGAACCACAAACCAUCAUUAUUGGUAAAGACUUCCGGGAUGUGAUCAUGAGCAGAAACAACAGCAUCUCGGAGCAGAUCACAGAUGUGGUGAAGCAGCCGGCCUUCAUCGCGGGCAUCGGAGGGGCCUGCUGGGUCAUUCUGAUGGGCUUCAGCAUCUGGCUCUACUGGAGGAGAAAGAAGAGAAAGGGUCUCAGCAAUUACGCAGUGACGUUCCAGCGUGUUGAUGGAGGCUUGAUGAGCAACGGGAGUCGUCCUGGUCUGCUGAAUGCCAGUGAUUCGGGCUACCCAUGGCUCGCCGACUCCUGGCCGGCCACCAGUCUGCCUGUUAACGGCGGUUCUGGAGGACCCAAUGACCUCAGCAACUUCGGCCGUGGAGACGUGAUGCCCAGUGCCCAGGCCGAUAAGACAGGCACCAUGCUUUCAGACGGAGCCAUUUACAGCAGCAUUGACUUCACAACCAAAGGUGGGUUUGGCAGUCCAAGCCCCGCCUCCCAGGCCACGCCCUACGCCACCACCCAGAUCCUCCACUCCAACAGCAUUCACGAGCUGGCCGUUGAUCUGCCCGAGGCCCAGUGGAAGACCGCACUACAGGCCAAGCAGGAGAUGGCCAACCUGGGCUACUCACUGCCAGACAAGAACUCCUGCAACAACAGUGGGAAAGGCGGAAAGAAGAAGAAGACCAAAGCAAACGCCAAGCCCACCAAGAUGAAUGGCUCCAACUGGGCUAAUGUUCCACUCCCUCCCCCUCCUGUCCACCCUCUUCCAGGCACAGAGAUGGACCACUAUGCCUCAGAGCACCAUGAUGGAGUAGGAUAUGAUAGUGAUGGUUGGGGCCCACCCUUGCCAGUGCAGACGUACCUCCAUCAGGGUUUAGAAGAUGAGCUGGAGGAAGAGGAUGAACGGGUGCCCACGCCUCCAAUAAGGGGCGUGGCCUCCUCCCCUGCAGCAGUUUCCUUUGGCAAACAGUCCACAGCCACACUGAGCCCAUCCCCACGUGAAGAAAUACAGCCCAUGCUCCAAGCCCACUUAGAUGAGCUAACCCGCGCUUACCAGUUGGACAUGGCUAAACAGAACUGGCACAUACAGGGUGGGCCUUAUCCACCGCAGGCCCCCACGCCACCCGUGGGUUAUGUCUCCAGCACCCUAGUGUCCGAUAUUGAGACAGACCUCCCUGAUGAAGACGAUGAUGAGGAGGAGGAUGAAGGAUAUGAGAUGUCACCACAAGUUAGGGGUAUCGAACACACACCAGGCUCCAGCAUGGACAACUUAGACAGUUCUGUUACAGGCUCUAUGGUGAACGGUUGGGGCUCGGCUUCAGAAGAUGAUGACAGAAACUUCUCCAGCAGAAGAUCUAGUGCCGGCAGCUCCUCUGACGGCUCACUCUUCACCCAUUGCAACUUUGCACAAGCCCUGGUGGCGGCCGCAGACAAGGCUGGUUACCGUCUGGACGGCACAAGUUUGAGUAAGAGAGAUAAAGGUCUACCUCAUAGACCCCGUCCCGCUAGCCCAUUCUCCACAGAUGGAAGCACGGUGGGCACACACAGCCUUGGUCACCAGCGGGCAGCAAGGCCCACCCGCAAACACAAAGGCCCUGGCACUGCCCCGCACCGCCGUGAUGCCAGCGCUGAUGAUCUGCCUCCACCACCAGCGCCUCCACCCUGCCAGACAACUCGUGUCCAGGGGGCGUGGAACUUGCCCAACCCCUCUGACCGCAAGGCUUCCUCCUUGGAGAGGCAACCCAUGAUGGGCCUAGAGGAGAUGAAGAUUUCCUUGGACUGGCAGGCCCGAACCUCACUGGAGCGCAACCAACAGGCCCAUGAUAGACUGGGAUCUAUAGAUAGAGGAGAAGAGAGCAAAAGAGGACAGAAAAUUUGUCCUGUUUCAGAAGAGGCCAUAUUUCCAUACAACAAACCAUCAUUCCCAUCUCCUGGGAGCAACAGCUCAUCUGGGACGGCCUCUUCUAAAGGGUCAACGGGUCCUCGUAAAGGUGAAGGGACGAGGGGACAGCACCAGCGUUCCACCACGGAGCAGGGUGAAAGCAGCUACAUGGGGACCAACGCGCAGUACUCUGGAGAGUUAUAGUGAGCCUUUUUGAUGGAAACUGAAGGAUGCCUUUAUCUGUUCUGGAAAUGCUUCACCUGCUCGGUGCAAUGGACUCAUGAAGCAUCGGAAGGAAGGAGGAAAAAAAUAUGAAAAGGACAAACUGUAAAUGUGAUGUAAAGCUGGACAUGCAACCCACAAGAUGCGCAACAUCCCUCACCUUCCUCAAACUAUUCAUUCACAGAAAAAAGAAAAAUGUUGAGGACAAAAAAAAAAAAAAAAAAUGAUGGAAGGCCUGAGAUCUGAGUUGCCCCCACUUUGGUGAACUUGUGAAAAGGAAAUCAAGUUUCCUGUAAAUAUAUUCUUGACAUCGGAGAUUGAAAAUGACAUUAUUGUUAUUGCAUUGCUAUGCAAGCCCAGUUCUGUUUCUGCGCUCUCCUCCCUCUUACGGUGUUGGUCGUUUGUACGAUAUGUGAAUUGAUGGGCUGUGGUGCCAUAGAAAUUAUGUUGUCAUCCAACAUUUGUUAAUACUUCUCAUUUAUUAAUUGAUGUCAUUAUAAUAAUUAUUAUAAUUAAUUAUUUUCUUUUGCACUGCAAUUUUGGUGAUAAGCACAAAACCAUAGCUCCUGCUGACAUGAAGAAUUGGAGGAAAGGAAAUGAGAAGGGGAGUUUCUGUACUGUAACUAGAGAGAAGAAAAUAUAUAACCAUGUACAGAGAUAUAUUAAGAUAUGCCUGCAUCUAUGCCGGCGGAA